Porites lobata is the source of this 13621-nucleotide messenger RNA. NCBI's taxonomy places the organism in Eukaryota, Metazoa, Cnidaria, Anthozoa, Scleractinia, Poritidae. The record is from the annotation of a GenBank genome assembly.
AGCUACUCUGUCCGAGUUUUUGACUUCACACACUCUUGCAUUUCAAAAAAUGUCGUCUUCUAAAGUCGCUGUGGUAAGCUAUUUACAUUAGUAUUGUACUAAAGUAGCAAGUUAGCCUGUAGAAGGGGCGUUUCUUGCGUUUUUUAGUCGAGUGGUGCUAAGGCAGGCUGGGCAGGGCAAGCGUGACUCAACUACGCCUAUGAGCAUGUUGUUCAUGCUGCUUGUCGAAGUAGUUAAUAUACUGCUGCCUCACAUCAUUUAUCAGCAACAGAGCACACUAUAAACAUAAACUGUUUCAUUCACAUAUUUGACUUAUAUGGCGUAAAAAGUAGGGUCUUACGUAUUAUGGUAGCCUGCUGUGGUAAUGCCGGGGGUAUUAUUUUUAGUAGCCUGUGUGGCAGGUGCAAAAAGGGGAAGGGGAGGGGGAGGGAGAAAAACACGAAAGAAGGGAAAGGGAAGGGAGCGCCUGCUAUAAGAGCCGGUGUUUUUGUAAUCCGCCCACCAUUUUCUCAACUAAUCCGAUAAUGUCACUGUCAAUACGUGACCAAUCACAAGUACGGGGCUUCUCAGCAUGGUCCGAACUUAAUUACUUUGUUUACCGGAAAUCGUCAAGUUGAGACGCUUUUUUCAAGUGAUAUCAUAAUCGAGCGAAAUGAAACAUUUUUACUGUUCUUGCUCCCGCAGCAAACAUGACAAACAUAGACUACGACCAGUCUCUCAUUUUUUUACUGUUCGCAGUCUACCACAAACAAUGAUCAGUUUCGUGUGAAUACACAAGACCUUUUAUCUUACAACCUCAUCAAGCACCGUGAUGGUCACAAAGAACAGAACAUUGGCCAGCCUGAGACGCGAAUAAUGAAAGUAACGGAGAAAUUAUAAACAAUUGUCAAGACGCUCAACGGAUAGUUUUUACCAAAGCUUCAGCUCUCUCUUUGCAAAUCAUCUAAAACUCCAUUCAAGACGGUAUAUGUUUUUGCGGAAUAGGGGGUCUUUUGAAUAUCGACAUUGCAGAUGUCUGGCAAGAAUCGCAAUCGCUUUGAAUCGCUGCUCAGUGUAUGGACAAAUCCAGUAUACAAAACCUCCUGAGCAUCUCUUCCUGCUAAACAAGCUGUUACAAUUGGUUUUAGUUCGGGUUUUAACGUGAAGUUGCUACAUGAUUGGAGUAAUUUUGAUCUUCCAAAGCUUAUGCCAGUAGAACACAUUUUCUUGAUGCUUUCGUCAUGUCUGUCGCUCACACUAAUACACGCCAGGAUACACGCCAAUAAGUUACUCAUUACGGCUCAGCCAAUCAGGAAUUUGUGGACGCCAGCGUCCGCAGAAAUGAACAGAAGGGAGUUCUUAUAGCAGGUGUCCCUUCCCCUUUCUCCCCAAUCCCCCUUCCCUUUUUCCCUUUCUCCCUAUCCCCUACCCCUUUCGACGCCUGCCACGCAGGCUAUAUUUUUAUGUAUCAUUUAUUAAUGACAGACAAAAGGUCAGAAAGAUCAAAAUAAUGUAAAUGUCAUGAAUCCACUAUAAAGUUGUUAUUUGGCUGCAGCUUGUGUAGUACAGAAGAGCACAAAACUUUACGAUUGUUACAUAAUAGACCAGGGGAAAAAAAACUCGAACCCAUGGUUACCCGGGUGGGUGAAGGGAGUGUAGAAAGAUGUAAACAGCAUUAUUAACACAUGAUUUUAAGUCUGCUGCAGCUUGUUAGACUAUUUGUGUACUCAAAAUGUCAUAACAAAGUCUAAAAAUAGUAGAGUAAACAAACCUCAAAUGAUUAUGUUGGGAAAAAUUCAUGGAGGUACCAUUUAGCAAAUCCAGACAAAUAUACUUGUUAGAAUAUAGUUCAAGUUCUUUUUUGUUUAUUUUCUAUAAGGUGACAGGAGCUAACAAAGGAAUUGGAUACGCAAUAGUUAAGAAGCUUUGCAAAGAGUUUUCAGGGACUGUUAUUCUUACAGGUAAUUUUGGUGAUUUAUUUACUGUACUGUAUAUUGUGAUGCAGUUUACUAAAACAUGCUAUAACCAGUUUGAGGAUAAGUUGCUGGUUUUGAAAACUUUAGUGUGUGCUUUGGGACUGGCACAAUCAAACCUCCUAUAACUAGUAAGCUACCACCCUAAGCGUGGAGACUGGUUACUUCGAGAGGUGGUUGCUUACAAGAAUCAAACUACAGGAGGUCUUUUGUGAGUGAAAGUCUUGACAUAUCCACAUUUGUACUCUUUUGAAGAGAAUUUUUUGUAUGCAGUUUUCAAGUUAUGAUAUUGGUAGUUACAUUUUCUCACUAAAAGUUGUUUGUAUAUUUUGAGUAUCUUAGCAUGUAAAGCUAACGUACAGAUCAGACCAUGUGUCAAGUGGUUGCUUAUGAGAGGUUAAAAACAAUGAACAAAUUAUAUAAUUGUCAUCUCAAAGAGUGGUUGCAGUGGCUUACAAGAAGUUCCAACUAUAGGUCUAGUUUGACUGUGAACAUUUUGGCAUUUGGGACUGGUGGUUGCAGGUGGAGGUUGGACUGUAUUAAUGUUUGUGACAACUUCUUCUCUGGAAACUCUCUCUCUUGCAAUGAAGCACACUUGGAUGGGAACAAGUCUCUUUUGGCCUAGGGAGGGAGUUGAUCUUGACUAACUCUGACGGGCAGGGUUUCAAGUGGAACUGUUAUACUGUAAGCAAAAGCAAAUUAAAAACUAUGCAUAAGUAGUGUCGAAGUUGGCUUUGGACCGAAAAAAGGAACAGUUGACUAUUUACAAGUGUGGUGGAGGAUUUCAACUUGAAGCUGUUGUAUUAGAAGCAAACACAGUUGGCUGUCAGGGUGGGACUUGAAAUUCAGACCUCCCAUUGAACGUUCAGGGCUCUCGACCAAAUGGUGCCUCCAUCAAAAAAAAUAUACUUGCAUGUAACCAAGGUUCCCUUUGUAUAGCAAAAUAAAAGGAUUGCUACUUUCAAUAAAACAAUAUUAUUUAAAGUCAAUGUUUUUGGCUUUUCUUCAUGUCUUAUAGCAAGAGAUGAGCAAAGAGGUCAAGAAGCUGUGAAAAGCUUGAACAAAGAAGGCUGCUCACCAAAGUUCCAUCAGCUGGAUAUUAUAUCUUUAGAAAGCAUCCAGAAGUUUAAAACAUUCAUUGAACAAGAGUAUGGGGGCAUAGAUAUCCUUAUCAAUAAUGCAGGAAUUGCUUACAAGGUUAUUUUUUCCUUUUAUUUUGUUGAUUUACUUACUUGGACAACUGAAUUUUAAAGUAGGCUUGUAACCACUAGGUCAGAUUCAUUGACUUGUGAUAAACAUAAGAGAUUACUCUUGUUGAGUUGAGAAGUUUUUUUUAUAUUGUGAAACCUUAGCAAAGAUGAGACGUGGUGACUAAUGAGUGGUUAAUUUGUUGGAACUGAGACAAUCUAAUGAUCCUUUACAAAAACUAUUGUUGUACCUGGUCUGCUCUCUUCACCCAACUGGAUAAAUCAGUGUGUUGGUAACAUGCUGUUGGAGGUGACUUUCUCAUGGACAAAAGUUUCCUGUGAGAGGGCAGGGUGGGGGACAAAAGCAUUCUCCUGGCUGCUUCAUCAGUGCUUACAGAAAUCAGUGUAACCUCCUGGCUUAUAGUUUGCAUUAAUCUCUUGCUAUAUUUACAGUGUUCUCCUUAAAUUUUAGCUCAGGAGGUAAGGAACCAUUCAUGGCCAGUAAGGCCAAAAAUGCCCCAGAGACUGCACUUUCCUGUGGGGAGGGGGUUAGUGGAGAGAGGGGCAUGGCCCUGCACUCGCUUGGAAAUUUAGGAGUUAAGUUCUCUGAAAUGUUGUUCCCUCAUUUCAAGACCUAUUUUACCCAAAUCAGCCGUUGUUAUCUUUAGACAACAAUUUAAAACAUUUGAUUCCAAUAAUUUUACUCUGUCUUCAAUGUUCUCUUUUCAACAUGUGUGGCCCAUGAAAAGAAAAGCUAAUACAAUAUUUGAUUUUAGUAAACCUUCAAACAGUUUUAGGUGGUAAGAAGUGUUGCUUUGGGUGGUAAAUUUUACUGUUUACCACCUGAUAAGGAGAACACUCUAUUUACAUAGUGAACACCCAGUAAUCCUUGUACUGUGAAUGUCAGCUUUAUACAGAUAUCACUGUCAAAGUAGUAACAAUUUAAAUGUGCAAAAUUCUUGCUUCCAGAUGGCCUCAACAGCAUCUUUUACAGAGCAAGCUGAGGUAACGUUACGGACAAAUUUCCAAGGGACCCUUGACAUCUGCCGUGCAUUGUUCCCACUCUUAAGGCCACAAGCAAGGUUAGAAUAUUAUUGAUCUUAGCACAAUCCUAGCAAUAUUAUUUCAUUGAUAUACCGGUACCUUAAUUGCUCAAAUAAGCACCCACGUGCUUUUUUGAAGCUCCUGGGUACUUGUUUGAGAGCAGAGAGUAGCUUAAUCUAGCUAGGUGCUUAUUUACACUUGUUCAGAUUUAUCUAUACAGUAAUAUAGACGGUGAUCACAAUCUUGAGCUUAAAUAUUGACCUACAUGUAUUUGAAAACUUACAAAUUAAGAAGUCUUGGUCACCUCAAUCUGCACCAGUGCAAAUGAAAUCAACAGGACUUUUGUGGAUGUUUGAAAGCUCAAAUUGGAAGUUUUCAAAUAUGCUUAAGUUUUAAGCUCAAGGUUGUGAUCGAACAAAUGUAGGGUCUUGUUUGGUUUUUACAUGACACUUUUUUUACGCUAAAUCAUCAUAAUAUUAUUUGAUAUAAUUUCAUGGUAAACAUCUGUAACAACAGGGGAGAACUCUGGCAAUGAGGUUGCAUCUGAGGCACAAAAUUAAGUCCACAGAGAUAACUGGAACUGAUUAUCAACUGUCGUUCUCCAAAAUCAGUGCCUGAGACAAAGUUUGAAACAAUGAACGUAAGAAAAGAUAGCAGCCUUUCCUUGUGAUAAUUUAUCAAAUUCAGAUGACAAGAUAUCCUCAAAAUUUGCUAAAGCAAGGCUAGAGGAGAGUGAAGGUGCAUAUUUGCUAGUUUGGUUCAGUUGGAUUGAGCAGCUAUUCAGUGGGGAGGGUGCUUUAAAUUUGUGAAAAAAAAAAACAUUUAUGUUUUGAUUGAUUGUUUGUUCACAGGGUGGUGAAUGUAUCAUCGAUGGCCAGUCGCCUAUCUCAGGUGUCAGAAGAACUGCGAAAGAAGUUCAGAGAUCCAGAGCUGACAGAGGAAGCUCUUAUUUCUCUUCUGGAACAGUUUGUCAAGUAAGCUUUUAUUCUCUUUACUCCUUGUUUGUUUUACUCUUGCUUUGAAUUUCAAAUAUUGACCACUACAGAAAAUACCAUAACAUACCAUAAUGCUUUUGCAUUUAUAAGCAUUGUUUACAGUUUCUCUUGGGGCCACCUAGCUAAAAGUUUGGUCCCAAAACUCUGAAAUGGUGGCCAUUUUGGUGUCCUAAACCAGUCCUGUAGGAGUUGAACUUCAAUCAUUUUCAUAUGAAUAUCACCCUAAUUGGGUUUUGUUGUACUCUUGUUUACCAGAGAUGUGAAAGAUGGUGUUCAUCAAACCAAGGGAUGGUCAAAUAGUGGUAAGGACAAUAAUAAUGACAAUGAUAAUAGUGAGCUUUUUAUAUAUUAUUGUAUAUUACGUCACUUUGGCAUUUACUCUCAUUCAUCCAAAGGGUGAGGAUUAAUGCAAGUAUAAAGGUGAACAUUUUUCACCCUGACGCAAGGGUUACAAACCUAAGAGUUCAAGAGAAAUCUCAUAUUUCAUGUUGUAAAUAAACAAACAAACAAACAAAUUGACCAUGUGAAAGAAAGUUAAGUACUUAGUAAACAUUUGAUAAUAUAAAUUGUUCGUUGGAGAAGCCCAAGCAUGCUCCAUAAUUAGGAAGAUUCCAUUACAAUGGAUUUAUUAUUUUAAAAGUUCAAUCUAUCAGUAAUAGAUUCUUUCACAGUUUUCAGGUUUUGGUAAGGGCCAGUUAAUAAAAAGAAUGCCUUAAAAUUAAUAGUUAACUUGCCAAGUGUGAAAUUAACCCUUUGAUGCAAGAUAUGGUUCACAAAGUCAUGAAAAUUAUAUAUACAGACUUUACAAACUUUUUUUUUUAUAUAUAUAAAUUUAAUCUUUAUUUUAAUAAAGAAAGAGUUAUUAAAAUCACUCCACAAACAGUACAAUGUAAUUAACCAAUAAUUAACAACAGUAGUUGACACUAAUUACAAUAAUUACACUAAUAACACUAGUUACAUUAAGCGAAUAAAAAAAAACGAAAAAUAGAACUAAAUAAAUAAUGAAAAAUAAAAUAAAUAAAAAUAAAUAAAUAAAUAAAUAACAAGACUUUACAAACUUGCCCCCUACCAUACAAACGUGUUUAUGAUUUUAUGAUUAUACAAACUUUGCAAACUUGCUUAUUACCCACCAUACAAACAUCUUCUUGAUUCCAUGAAUUUACAGAGCUAUUAUACCAUCUCUAUUAGUUUCCAGGCAGUUAUUCUCAAAUUCAGCAACUGUACUGACACUGUUCCAGCAGUGUUGACAGACUUUUACUAUUAAUUUAUGUCAAAGGUUGAAAAAACUGUGGAAGGGUGUGUAGAUUUUAGAUUCAGCUCUGCAUUCCAGCAUUCAUAAUGAGCUGUGAAUUCACAUGGUUAUAGCCUCCCACGCAGACAUUCUUAAGGCUUCAUCAUGCUGUCCUUCCCCAUGUUCGUCGGGGAGGAUUGCAUGACAAGCCAAAAAGAAAGUCUGCGUGAGAGGCAAGAUUACUGUAAAUCCUCUAUUAAGCUCCUCGGGGGCUUAUUUAUGUCAAGAAAAGACAUAUGGUAUCAGUUCUCCAUUAAGAACUAGAAUACAAAGUGGAAAAGCUCAAGUACAAGAAGGUUGGAGGUCAUGCGGCUGAGGAUCAGAAUCAAAUCUGAAGUUGGUAAAUAAACCAUCCAGGAUCAGUGCACACGAAGUUUUACAGUUGUGAAUGAAUAGGGAACCAUCCCGGAUCAUUGGUUUAAUUAGCAAAACAACAACACACAGUUUCUUUCCCAUUUUCGUCUUGAUUGAAAAUGCCUCUUUCAUUUUUAUGGAGGACAUAAACAAGCACCAACUAAAUUUUAUUCCUCUUUCUGAGCUUGAAAUUGGUCCCUUGAAAUUCAGCUUCAGGAGGGUUCGCCUACAAUUGACAAAGUAAGUGGGUAGGAAUAAUCGCUAUAAAGACUGAAAGAACACAAAUGCACUUUUUAAACGACGUUCUUGUCGCCGUUGCGUUGUUGGAUCUUAAAGUCCCUAUUGUCUAUCAUUAUUAGUGAAGAAUAAUUAGGGAAGGGGAGGGAGGGCUUAAUAGAGGAUCUACAGUAGCUAUGAAUUGAAAUUUCUGCUAGCUCAGUUUUCUUUUUCUUAUAGCAUAUGGCACCUCAAAAAUUGGUGUAACAGCCUUGAGUAAGAUCCAGGCAAGAGCAUUGUCCAAGGAUCCUAGAGAAGACAUCCUAUUAAAUGCUGUGAGUCAGUUAUUUGUUAAUAAAAUGGGCAUUUAGAGAUGCAUUUCCUAAGGCUGGGUCCAUGAUCUAAAUCUAUCUAAAAUCAUUAAAAAGCCUUAAGAGAUCUUAAAAGCCCUAAAUGUAGCACUGUAAAAUGCUGCUUGUAAGCCCUGGGCUAGCUUAUACAUUUUUGUAAGGUGUUUUAGUAGGCUUAUAGGUAAACAGAUGGGCAUAUAUGUUGUGGUUCAGUUUUAUCCUUGGUUUAAAUUUUGUUUUCUUUUGUUUUGGGGUAUGGUAAUGUAUGAUAAUGAGUUUGAAACAAAAAGAAAAUAAAAUUUUAAAGCAACAAUAAAAUUGAACCACAACAUAUAUUCAAAGAGGCUUAUAGCUUACUAGAAUAGAAAAAGUUCUCCGAAACAAGUUGUACCAGUGCUGAUCAUCGUGCUGAUCAAAAUACCUUUUGCAUUUAGUGGUUUUUAGUUAAUUUUCAAAAUGUCGUAUUAAAUCGAAUUCAAGUCAAUACAUUCAGAUGUGCAUUUAUAUAAGGAGAGGGGGGUUAUAAUCGAAUGUAUGUUUUGUUUACAAGUGGAUGGGCCUGUAACCUUGGGGGGGGGGGGGGGGGGGGGCUUAUCAGUUUUGCACCGUCUAACCUCCAUCUGCAACCACCUCUCAUAAGCAGCCACAUCCCAUAAGCGGCCACUUAUCCAAAACACCAAUCAAAGUCUUACAGUUGAAACCUCUUGUAAACAACAACCUCCUGAAAGUGCCUGCAGCCACUUUCCAGGGCUGAUAAUUUUCUAAUUUUCUAAUUUUCUAUCAUCAGUUAUUAACCUCUUGUAAGCGACCACUCUAUACAUGGUCUAAUCUCUCUGUUCACUGUGUGUGCUAUGCUACUCAAAGUUUGUGAAGAUCUUUUAGUAACUGCACAUGUCCAAAUUUAGAAAUUGCAUGGAAUAAAAAUAAUAAUGUUCAUGUAUUAAAGUGACCGCUAAGUCUUUACAUUUCGGGUGGUCACUCACACGAGGUUAGACUGUUCACAGUCGUCUAUUUUUUCAUAAAAUCCUCAGCAUCAAGCACUUACCGAUAUGGGCAGCUAUCUUGGUUUCAUAUGUAUCCAGGGGCCGUCACCCAGCUAGGCUUUGAACAUUAUUUUGAAACCAAGGUUGCUGCCUGUAACUCAAUUCUCGGAAAAAUAGGGGACUGUGAAUAGUCUAGUGGGAGGUUUGACUGUAUUAUUUUCUUAUUUCCUGCUGGAUAGUGUUGUCCUGGCUGGGUACGUACAGACAUGGCUGGCCCAAGGGCAACUAAAUCACCAGAUGAAGGUUAGAAUCGUUUUCAAGUGUCUCUGUCACACUUAAACUUGUAUGAUAGGUGUAAUAAUAACUAUUUUUUGUUGCAGUUCCUUGUAUAAUUAUGUUACAGGUCAAAUUUGAUUUCAGGUUAAAUUUUUUUUACCUACCGGUAAGCUGAUUCUCAAUUUGAGAAUCAACUGAGGUUAAAUCAAAAUUAACCUGAAAUCAAAUUUAACCUGUAACAAUACAUAUAUAAAUAAUCAACAUAACUGUCAUUCUGGGAUGUCAUCUAUAUCCCACAAUUUUGUGCCUCAUUCACACCUGUAAAACAUGUUUAACUAAACCUGAGUAAAGUUUCACAACGUGAAAACCAUUAACAUAGAACUGGAACGUGUAUUAAAGUUUUCUGAAUGAGAGAAAUUUAGGUUUACAAGUUUUUAUGUCUUUGCCAGAGCUGAAGUUAACAUAUUCAGUCAGGAAACUGAAAGACUGGCUUUUAUAGAAGAGUUAAGUAAGGAAUUGCAAAAAAUCUUUGGAAAGUUUUGAAGCCUUUGACAAUGUUUGGAAAAUAAAGAAGAUACUUGAAAUAAAAUUGAACUUAAGACGGAAUCCAUCAGGAAAUUGAGCAAUGUUAAAAAACCUCACGCCAGAUUCACAUUCUUUUUUACACUUUUGGAGGGCUAUAAAUGUCAUGAGUUAUAUGAAAGAAUUCCAAAGAACAGGUUCCUAUGGAGGGCUCGAAAUUAAUUUUUUGGCUAACUAGCCUUUCAGGUUAGUGGGCAUAAAUUUUACUGACCAAGCUAUAAAGUUUAUUAUCCAAGAAUAUGUUCUUGAAAUAACAAUAUUUUGACUGUUGAAAGUAGUGCUGAUAAAUGGGGCAAAGUAAUGUAUGGAUGGAUUGGUUCAAAUUACAUGAUGAUCUGCAAAACGAAAUAAUAUAGAAGAUUUAGUGAUCAUUUACACUUUCCUUUCAAUUACGUUCCACAAGGGCGGGAAAUUCACCAUGAACAGUGCAAAACGUUGUUUGUUCUUUAGACUCAUCAAACUGCACCCAGGUGAAUGCCUUUUUCGAUUCUUGGUGGAAAGUUCUUUCUUUCUUCAUACGUCCUCCGCGUGUGCAGGGAACCUUCUAUAGUGUUUGAAAUACAGCUGUGUCUUCCCAUCCAACAAAGCCUGGUUACCUUGAGUUCCGUGAAAUGAGCGUUUUAUGUUGUUCGAUUAUGCUGUAAGCAUAUCUUUUAGAACAAUAAAUUGAUCCAGAUAGAACACAGUGUUAAGCAAAAAAAGGAAACGGGUGUAAGAUUUUCGCUUACAGGACGUUUCGUACCCACGCGUUUCGUACCCAGUCGAUUCGUACCCAAAGUUGAGAUGAUUCGUACCCAACCCUACGAUGAUUCGUACCCAAACCUUAGAUGAUUCGUACCCAUGCAAUAACCAAGUCUUUAUGUUGUAAACAGUGUGUUUUCAUAGUUUAAGUUAAGGCUUUCACUAAAACAAAGGAUCGAAACCGCAGAACUAACCACAAGACAGGACGUACUGGUGGAGAUUGUGGGACGAAACAUAUGUGUUUGUUUACGUCCGAAUUUGCUACAUGUCUGAACGUCGACUAAUCGAAGACUAUUUGAAGAGCGAUAGCAUAAGAAGAAUACGACAAGGUUAGUGACACAAACCCAGCCGAACACAAAGUUAAAGAAAAAGUGACGUGAAAGAGUGACUUACAGAAUUCGCAUGUUUGUGAAAAGCGCAGUAAUAUAUUUUAAAGGAAAUCCUUACUGAUACUUAUUACAAGCGGGGACAUGUGAGUUGUCCGAGUGACACCCGCCCCUUGAAAAACAUAAUCAAGAAAUAAUGACUUAUUACAUGCUGGGACAUAUCAGUUGUCCGAGUGACAGCCGCCCCUUCAUUAAACAUAAUCAAGAAAUAAUAUAUAAUAUAUAUAAUAUAUUAUAUACUGAUUAUUUCUUAAAGUUUUAAACUAGUCAAUUUUGCUUAACCUACUUACUGGAUUUGCGAUUUCAUAUGUACUGUAUUUUUGAGAUUUCUAAUGAUAUACUGAUUAUUAAAAAUACCUUAACAUUAUCUACAAUAUCCAAUGAUGAUCACUGGCCUAUUGGCCUUUCAGUAUCGGCGCCGCUCACGCGUCACGAGUCUACGCAAAGAAAGUGAGCGGUUGUUAUAAUUUGAUCUAACUCGCGCGUAGGUAACGAGUCCUUCUGAUUUAUAUAAAUGUUUAUUUUAGAUUGUUUUGAUAGAGAUAUGAUAAAAAAUGUUUUAUUAUCGAUAGAGAUAUGAUAAAAAUGUUUUAUUAUCGAUAGAGAUAUGAUAAAAAAUGUUUUAUUAUCGAUAGAGAUAUGAUAAAAAAUGUUUUAUUAUCAAAAAGGCAGUUGGGUACGAAUCAUCUAAGGUUUGGGUACGAAUCAUCUUAGCGUUGGGUACGAAUCAUCUCAACUUUGGGUACGAAUCGUCUGGGUACGAAACGUCCGUGGGUACGAAACGUCCGGAUUCCAGAUUUUCAAUGACAGAAAUUUUUACUAACCUUGGCGUGGAUAGUAAGGCUCAUUUUUAGUAACCAAACGUAAGAAUCUACUAACCAUUGGUUAACGAGUUACCGUUAUUUUCGAGCCCUGCCAUGGGAACUCGAGCAAAUAAACUUCAAAAGCUUCAAAUUUCACAAAAGGAAAUCUUACCUCUGUUUUCUCAAUUCCUGUGAAAUUUGAAAUUUAUUUUUUUUCGGGCUCCCGUAAAGAACCUUUCCUUGGAGUUAUUUCACAUAAUUUAUUACAUUUAUAGCCGUUAAAAAGUGUAAAAAAGAAUCAACCUCAAAGGGAAAAGCGCCCUGGGGACGAGGUUGAAAAAGAAUGCGAUAUGGCCUAAAAUAUUCUGGUACAAGGUUUUUGUCCACUGAAAAUUAAAAUUACUUAGUUUCCUGAUGGAUUCCGUAGUAAACCCUUUGGCCAGAAUUUGGACAAUUGUAAAAAAAUGGUAGUUGAUAAUCUCCGAAAAAGUAGCUGAGUUUGACAAAGGUAUUAAAUUUCUUUGCUCCUUUUCAUAUCUAUAUCGGGUUGAUCAUCGUAUUAUUUGCUUCAUCAGUAAUCUUGGAUUUCAAAUUUUAUUUUUUAGGAGCAGAAACUCCAGUUUACUUGGCUUUAUUACCACCAAAUGCGGGAACACCCCAUGGAGAGUUUGUUUCAGAAAAAAAGGUGCAGAAUUGGUAACCCUGUGCUGGGCCACUGACAGUUCAGCAGUGGAUAUCCUGUGUGGUUUCAGCUGACGGAUAUGCAGAUUAUAUUGCAACAACAAAACUCAAUAAUUUUUUGUGAUAAAUUACUUAGUGCAUUGUAUUAGGAAAUAUUCAAUAUACAGUCGAAUCUCCAUGAACACCUCUCGUUAGCGACCCAGGGGCACCCAACGAGAAUAUAGUUCAAAACCACUAAAACAUAGCAUUGUUAAACGUAUUUUGGUAUUUAAACAGUAGAUAUAAGCAUAUUUUUAUGCCCUAAAAAUGUUUCAUCUGUUCGGAUUUCCUAGCUGAAAGUCUAGUGAUCCGAAAAUUAUAGGGAUCAAAACUUACCUUUUCGAAAAUUUCAGCCAGAAGAAAGGCUCCCGAAAAUUCUAGGUGACCUUUUUAGAGUAAAAAUCCGUUAAAAAUAUGCAAUUAUACCAUAUUUUAGAUGUUCGAAAAUCCUAGGAGAAGCAGGCAAGCUAGAAAUUUUACAACAAAUGUUCCGAAAAUUCUAGCUCUCAAAUCGUCUUUCGAACAGAUAUUUUCCGAAAAUUGUCGUCGGGUGCCCCUGGCGACCAUCUAUCCAAAAUACCAAACUUUUUGCUGUCAAAUCCCUAUAAUCACGAACACCCCUUAUAAGCAACCGCGACCAAUUUUCGUCCUGACGGAUAUAUUUUCCAUUGUUUUUAGCCUCUUUUAAGCGAUCACUUGACGCAUGAUGUGAUCUCUGUCAUGGAACUAUACUUAUACGUACCUUAGAAAUUGCGUGCAAUAACUGAUUAUCUUUAAAAAAAUAAGAUGCGUGGGGACCUCUUCUUGGAAGAGACCCCCUGUUUGUCGAUUCUCGCAAGCGACCACCUCCUGUAAGCGACCUGCUACAUCUUCGCAUUUUGGGUGGUCGCUUACUGGAGUUAGUUAGACUGUACUAGAGAUAUUCUGUCAAUAGGUCAGAGGCUAUUAAUGUGUGGCGAAAGACCAUUAAUCUGUGACGAAAGAAAUCGAGUAGGGACACUGUUAUGUGCUUGAUACGAAAGUGCCAAAAAGUAGUUGUGGCUCACUUCUUGCUAUCUAAUUCAGUUUGUCACUCGUUUCCAAAGACUUUAAAAAAGUACAAAACUACAUAACUGUGCUAAAGCUUAGUUUACAAUACAAGAAACUGUUAGCAUUAAUUUCUUAAUUCUCCUUCCUCUAUGCAAGGCAAAGUCGCGUUUAAUACCUUAGGCACUAGAGGGUUUCGCACGUGAAAAGUCUCUGGCACUUAGGUUACGUUUAGUAGAAUUUUGUCCAUAUUUUACCUACAACAACAGUUUUUCAAUUUGAAAAUAAUUUACUCUUAUGUUACCCACAAUCAGCGGAGCUGUUAAUAACAGUCUUCUAGAAAUAAUUACAUAGUUCAAAAGUCGGAAAAAAAGGAAAUUGAAUAAAGAGGAAGCAAAAAAUAGGUAGAACAUUUAGAAAUAAUAGUAGUAGAUGGUAAAACUUAAAAAGUACGAUGGUAAAGAGAACUAUAUGGACGUAAGGAAGGAGAACAGUUUAACUGAGUAAGGAGUUCAGGUAGGAACUGGUUAUGGCACUAGCCUAACAAGCACGCUAUAACUGACUUAGCUAGGUUUCUACUCCUACUUUUGCCUGUUCAACUUAAAUAAAUUGUCUUGAACACCACAUUACAAUUAACUAUGGAGUGCAAUAUGGAUCACUGAACUUUCUCUACGAGUCUCCUUUGUACACGUCAGAUAUUAAAAAUCAACGACAC